CACGUUUUAUUUGUGUUAGUUUGUGAAUGUUCCUCAGAGAUAGGUUGUUAGGACAAAAUGAAUGAAGAAAAAAACAAUAAUAAAGAAGCAGAAGGUGCUCAGUGGUAAGAGAAGCAACAAAAUAAAGAACAUCCAAAGACGGUCAUUAAUAAAGCUAAAGUAAAAGGUUUAGAACAUAAGAAUCAUAAGAAGAAACUAAUAACACAAAAAGUAUUAGAAGAUGAUUGUAGGUAGAUUUGCUUUGACUAAUGUUAAAUAUUAUUUUUAUUUACUGCUUUACUUCUUUUUAGAUGCAAUGUUUUCAAAACGUUUCGAUUAAAGAACGUGAACACUGUUUUACCGAAUUCUAUAAAAUGCAUGACAAAAACGAACAAGACGCAUACUUGGCUGGCCUAAUAACAAUCAAUAAUAUAAACAAACACAAAAGGCGGAAUCGAGUAAACAAUAAACCACUUUGUGCUUCAUAUUCAUACAAGGUGCGAUGUUUUAAUACAGAAAAGAUGGUUUGUGUCAAAGCAAUUGCCAGCAUUCAUGCAGUUACAUUGCCCCGCCUAAAAAGAAUUCAGUUGUGCAUCCAGAGAUAUGAGGGGCAAACAUACUUGCCACCCUAGAAACUAUAGCAAAGAAGCUACUAUCCUCAUUAUAAAUCAUAUAUGUACAUUUUUUACUUAUUGCCAAAAAAUCCAAAUCAGCUGUACCUACCAUCCGAGUUACCAGUGAAAGAUAUGCACAAUACUUUUCUACAGGAGUACUACUUUAAUGUACUGGAAAAUCUUUAAAACUAAAUUUAAUAUUAAGUUUGGAUAUCCCCGUUCAGACACAUGUGCAGAAUGUGGCAAAUAUCAACAUACCUUGAGCAAUAAGAGCAUUCCGAGACGCCGAUAAGGCUUCUUGCAAAAUGCAAAAAAAAUUUCGUUUAAGAAAAGCUGCAGCAUUCACCAGCAAAAAACGUGCCUACAAAGAAUAAGCUAGAACAGGCGAAAUUUCUUGUAUUACUUUUGAUUUUAUGCAGAAUUUACCACUGCCACACAUUCCUUCCAAUCCAGUAUUUUUUUCAAGACGUGUUAGGAAUCCACGAUUUAAGUAUUACGGCAGUAACGAUGUAACAAUGUAUACUUACACAGAAGAUAUAGCAAAGAAGGGAUCCAUCGACGUUGCUUCUAUGUUAUUGAACUACUUUAAUACCAAUGAUGUAUCUAGAAAUUUGGUUUUGAUUAGUGAUGGC
Psylliodes chrysocephalus is the source of this 1225-nucleotide messenger RNA. Lineage: Eukaryota; Metazoa; Arthropoda; Insecta; Coleoptera; Chrysomelidae. The record is from the annotation of a GenBank genome assembly.